UUCAUUCGACCAUUCAACGUGUUCGAGAUACUUGUAGUUUUCUCGAAGUGUAUUUGGGCUCAGUUGCUUUUUCAAGUGUGAUUUUGUUCUAGUGUUGUGAUAUAAAUCCAUUUCAAAAUGGCCAAAAGCUUGAGGAGCAAAUGGAAAAGGAAAAUGAGGGCCAUUAAGCGAGAAAAAAUGGAUGUCAAAGUUCUGGCAAGAAUGAAUAAAAUGCUUGUUGAAUCCGCUGCGGAAGCCAAGUUGGACGCUCAAGAAGAAAAAUACAAGCAGAAAAUGAAGAAAGACAAAGCAGGAGAAGCUGAAGAAAUGGCAGAGGCCCCUGCCAUUGAUCCCCCUGCUAGUGAAUCUCCUGCUGAAGCCCAAGAAGGGUCUAUGGAGGUGGAAGGAGAUGACUCUUCAUUUGCAUCAGAUAAUGAUGUUCAAAGAAAAUUCCGCAAACCCAAUUUGAAGACAAUGAGGAACGAAAAGAACCAAUUUCCUAGCUGGAUGUCGACAAAGAAGAUUAAGUACCACAAGAGGCUUACCAAGAGGAGUGCCAAGCGAAAUACAAAGGAAGCAAAGAAAAACAAGAUAUGGAAAAGAGCAUGUGCUUCAGUGUAGAACUGCAAGAGUCCAAUAUGUAUUUUUGUUCACGUGACACACACUUACACAAACAUUCAACACAUUAAAAA
Molecule: messenger RNA, 671 nt
Organism: Daphnia carinata
Lineage: Eukaryota; Metazoa; Arthropoda; Branchiopoda; Diplostraca; Daphniidae
Product: protein LLP homolog
Exons: 2
Coding region: 118-600 (160 amino acids)
Biological process (GO): dendrite extension
Cellular component (GO): nucleolus
Molecular function (GO): RNA binding
Source: RefSeq, a predicted model, not a curated record